Messenger RNA from Trachemys scripta elegans, 984 nucleotides. Its product is annotated as olfactory receptor 11A1-like. The transcript has a single exon. Gene Ontology annotation, biological process: G protein-coupled receptor signaling pathway. NCBI's taxonomy places the organism in Eukaryota, Metazoa, Chordata, Testudines, Emydidae. Gene Ontology annotation, molecular function: olfactory receptor activity; G protein-coupled receptor activity. Bases 1 to 984 code for a protein of 327 amino acids. Gene Ontology annotation, cellular component: membrane. The record is from RefSeq and is a predicted model, not a curated record.
AUGACAAAUGCAGAGUGGAGAAAUCAAACAACCAUCAUAGAAUUCAUCCUCCUGGGAUUUGGGGAUCUCCCCGCAUUGCAGAUUCUUCUCUUCCAAUUGUUGCUAGUGAUCUAUAUUGUGACCUUGGCUGGGAACAUCCUCAUCAUUGUGCUAGUUGUGGUUGAUCAGCACCUUCACACCCCCAUGUACUUCUUCCUGGGGAACUUGUCCUGCUUGGAGACCUGCUACACCUCCACCAUCCUGCCCAGGAUGCUGGCCAGUCUCCUGACUGGGGACAGAACCAUUUCUGUUAGUGGCUGCUUGGUGCAAUUAUAUUUCUUUGGUUCUCUAGUAGGUACAGAAUGUUACCUACUAGCUGCAAUGUCUUAUGAUCGGUAUUUAGCGAUAUGUAAACCACUGCAUUAUUCAACCCAUAUGAAUGACAGGUUCUGCCUCCACCUAGCAGCUGGGUCUUGGCUAAGUGCAUUUUUGGUUGUUACCAUAAUAAUAUUUUUAAUGUCACAAUUAACUUUCUGUGGCCCCAAAGAAAUGGACCAUUUCUUUUGUGAUCUCACUCCAGUGAUAAAACUGUCCUGUAGUGUCACCCACCAGAUGGAACUUGUGACCUUCUUGGGCUCCUUCCUAUUCACUUUACCACCAUUUCUAUUAACCCUGACAUCCUACGUUUGUAUAAUAACUGCCAUCCUGAGAAUCUCUUCUAGCACUGGGAGGCAAAAGGCAUUUUCCACCUGUUCUUCUCACCUUAUUGUGGUGACUACUUUUUAUGGCACGCUAAUCAUUGUGUAUAUUUUACCAAAAACCAAGAUGCUGCGAGAGCUUAACAAAGUGUUCUCUGUCUUCUACACCAUCCUGACUCCCCUGGCCAACCCCCUCAUCUACAGCCUGAGAAACAAAGAGGUCAUGGAGGCCCUGAGAAAAGCUGUCAGGAACUCUGUGGCUUUCAUGAGUUCAUUUAUAGAGGGUGACAUUAGAUGUAGUGUAUGA